Messenger RNA from Morone saxatilis (striped sea-bass), 9780 nucleotides. Its product is annotated as inositol polyphosphate-4-phosphatase type I A-like. The transcript is spliced from 27 exons. Lineage: Eukaryota; Metazoa; Chordata; Actinopteri; Moronidae. The coding region runs from base 487 to 3528 and encodes 1013 amino acids. The record is from RefSeq and is a predicted model, not a curated record. Gene Ontology annotation, cellular component: cytoplasm. Gene Ontology annotation, molecular function: phosphatidylinositol-3,4-bisphosphate 4-phosphatase activity.
CUAGAGGAAGAGAAGAGGCUGUUUUUACUGCAGACCAGGCAGAGAAAGAGUUAAUUGGCCUGAAUGUUUGGGAAGCAGCGAGCUGUGUGAGGGAGAGAGAGAGAGAGAGAGAGAGUAAAGGGGGAGGAAGAAAGAGAGAUGGGAGCUGGAGGAAGAGGAGAGGGCGAGCGCUGGCGGCAGCUGCAGUCUCUUUGCCUCGUGACGGCGUCUGCAGCGUGAGUUUGUUUACAUCCAUCGGCAGCAGGCAGAGCGGAGCAGACGUCCUCGGAUUGUGAACUUGCUGCCCUGUCUGGAAGAUCAUCCUCACUGAACCUGGAUCAGCUUACUUUGUCUUCUUCAUCCCAUCAAUAGACUAGAGGUGAACCGCUUUCUAGAGCAACCGUGUAUCCACGCAGAAAGAGGGGCACAUCACAUGGGAGUGCGUGACUGUGUGUGUGAGGGUGUGUGUUCAGGCCUCCUGCCGUCGCCCGCUCUUCCCGGACAGGCAUGGCGGGGGGCAGAGAGCGCGGCUCCCGGAUACAGAGGCCGUGGUCGGUGUACAGGGCCAACACAUUCGAGCUGUCCAACGAGAUGAUCGGCUUGGCUCUCGCAGGAAACAGUCAGGACCCAGAUGAGCCUGUGAUUGAGUUCAGCGUGGCCUGCACAGACCUGCUGACUCCUGCUUUGGAUCGAAAACCCAACAGCUUUGUAGCAGUGAGCUGCACAACACCACCGCAGGCCUUCUGGACCAAACACGCCCAGACUGAAGUCAUCGAGGGCACCAGUAACCCCAUCUUCCUCAGCAGCAUCGCCUUCUUCCAGGAGUCCAACAUCAACCAGCAGACGCAGGUGAAACUGGCCGUCUACGACGUCAAGGACCGCUCGCAGGGCACGAUGUAUAUGUUGGGCUCAGCACUUUUUCCUGUGAAGGAGUUGUUGCAAGAGAAAAGCCACAGAUUACAGCUGGAACUAAGAUCAGCGGAGAACCAGCGGGUGGGGAACGUCACCAUAGCUGCCUGGCAGAUGGAGGAGAGAGCGGAUCAGAGGAUGUCAGUCGGCCGGCUGCCAGACAGCAUCAACGGGCGGACAAUGCUGCCUGUUGAUGAGAGCCUCACCGAGUCGAUGGGAGUCCGAAUCAAGUACGCCUCGCUAUGCAAAGACACCCUGCUGCGCUCAGUGUUCGGAGGCACAAUGUCUAGGAUGUACCGCUUCCCAACUACUGGUGGGAACCACCUACGGGUGCUGGAGCAAAUGGCUGAGAGCGUCCUUUCAUUGAACAUUCCCCGACAGUUUGUCAAACUGCUGCUGGAGGAGGACGCAGCCAGGGUGUGUGAGCUGGAGGAGCUGGGAGAGUUAUCCCCCUGUUGGGAGAAUCUGCGGCGACAGAUUGUUUCUCAGUACCAGAACAUAAUACUCGCAUACCAGGAAACGCUGACAGACCUCAACGACUACAGAGGUCCAUCGUUCAAAGCCAGUAACCUGAAGGCAGAGAGGAAGCUUGAGUUCAUGCCAACCAACCUACACGUUCAGAGGAUGAGGGUGCAGGACGAGCUAGGCUUUGAACACACAUAUGAUGUGGUAACAAUCGGAGCUCCAGCGGCUCACUGCCAAGGUUUUAAAAACAGCGGUUUGAGGAAACUCAUCCAAAAGUUUGAGGAGGCAAAGAAGCACGUAUAUGAGGAGGGAUGCAGCGCACUGUCUAGCUCACAGUCCAUCGUCUACAUACCCCAGGACAUCGUCCGGGCCAAAGAGAUCAUCGCCCACAUCAACACACUGAAGACUCAGGUCAGCUACUAUGCCGAGAGGCUUUCCCGAGCCGCCAAGGAUCGAUCUGCUAGCGGACUGGAGAGGACACUUGCCAUUCUGGCUGAUAAGACUCGUCAGUUGGUGACCGUAUGCGACUGUAAGCUGCUGGCUUCAGCCAUUCAGGCCCUGAACGCAGCACGGCCUGAGUACAUCGCCUCCAAAGCGUCUCCCUCCGCUGACUCAGAACAAGUAGUCCUCCGUAACGACCAGGACACACUGCUCGCCAAGUGGAGCGGUCGCAACAGCCGAUCCUCGCUGCAUGUUGACUGGCAUGAAGAGGAGUGGGAGAAAGUUUGGCUGAAUGUGGAUAAGUCUCUGGAGUGCAUCAUCCAGCGUGUUGACAAGCUGCUUCAGAAGGAGAGGAGACCCAGCAUCAGCAGUCAGGACAGUACACAGAUUGACCUGCAGGGAGGCGCCACUAAGAAAGGUGAUGGAAAAACACGAGCUUUCUGGAUCAACCCAGAAAGUCCAACUCCAUCAUUACCAUCAUCAUCAUCAUCAUCGUCCUCACCUCCACGAUCAUCAUCACCACCACCAUCCUCUUCCUCUCUUGCUGCUCUCUCCUCUGCACGUCCUCCCAGCCCUGAACAGGAAUCCUAUGGAAGCCCCGGUGCUGAGGAGGCAUACCCAGGCGAGUGGAGCGAGGCGCUGUACCCUCUCCUCACCACGCUCACAGAGUGCGUCGCCAUGAUGAGCGACACGGCCAAAAGGUCCAUGGUCUUCCUGCUGAUGCAGGACAGCGCCCCGACGAUAGCCAUGGACCUGUCGCUGCAGUACCGCCGCGACGUCGUCUUCUGCCAGACGCUCACUGCUCUCAUCUGUGGCUUCAUUAUCAAACUGAGGAACUGUCUCCGUGACAACGGAUUCCUCCGACAGCUCUACACCAUCGGCCUGUUGGCUCAGUUUGAGUCCCUGCUCAGCACCUACGGAGAGGAGUUGGCCAUGUUGGAGGACAUGAGUGUCGGCAUCAUGGAUCUUCGUAACGUCACCUUUAAGGUGACCCAGGCCACCGGGAGCUCCGCCCCCGACAUGCUGCCGAUCAUCACGGGGAACCGGGACGGCUUCAACGUCCGCAUCCCGCUGCCAGGAACCAUGUUCGACGCGUUGCCACGGGAGAUCCAGAGUGGUAUGCUGCUGAGGGUCCAACCGGUGCACUUCAACGUCGGCAUCAACGAGCAGCAGACGCUGGCUGAGAAGUUUGGAGACACGUCCCUGCAGGAGAUCAUUAACCUGGAGAGUCUUUCCAGGCUAAAUUCAUACUACGAACAGUUCAAAGAAGUCCUGCCUGAAGACUGCCUCCCGAGGUCUCGUUCUCAGACUUGUCUCCCAGAGCUACUGAGGUUUCUGGGGCAGAACGUCCACGCCAGGAAAAACAAGAACGUGGACAUCCUCUGGCAGGCGGCCGAGAUCUGUCGCCGGCUGAACGGGGUUCGUUUCACCAGCUGCAAAAGCGCCAAAGACCGCACGGCCAUGUCGGUGACCCUGGAGCAGUGCCUGAUCCUGCAGCACGAGCACGGCAUGGCGCCGCAGGUCUUCACGCAGGCCCUCGACUGUAUGCGCAGCAUUGGGACGAGGGAGGGGGUGAUCCAGAAGAACCUGAGCGGCUUGCUGCCGGUGCGUGACUUCCGGCUGGACCCCAGCCUCCUGUACUCGCUGCCCCUGCUGGCCCUCAGCCCCAACCUCCUGGUGGUGUGGAUCUUCCUCAGCGUGGCCUAUUUCCUGGCCAAACUCCGCUGCAGCUGAGCGGCCGGCGAGCAGCUCUCUGCCAGGAGCCUUCGUUUGUGAGGAGGAGUGGGAAUACUCCACACGGACUCCUGAGGGUGUUUCUGAAACUGUGCCAUUGUCCUGUGAGUGUGUAUGUACACACUGCCCCACCCUGACUAAGGGCUUACCACAACCGAUGCCCCAUUAAUCAAGUGCCAAGCCCUGCCCUCUUUUUUUGGUUAAUGGACAAUGUUUCCAGCUUUGAAAAACUGCACAUGAUUAGCCUGGAAAAGUGUCGUAAACAUACAGUUAUCUUGUCUCAAUACUGAUACGAUGAUUUACUUCAUGAGGCCCCGACCUUUGGACUUUGAGAGCUGCAUCACACGUAAGGCUGGGCUAAGAAUCUAAAAACGCACGUGUGUUAGGUUUUCAGGUAAUUUUCUUAAAGAUCUCUGUGCACACAGAAACUUAAUUGUAAAAAACUAAAUCUCUUCUUUUUCAUUGUUUUUUGCUCCUCAAACAACAAAACUGUAUCACAACCAACAUGUAGUCAGUGGUGGGACAGAGUCUGAUUACUCUGCUGGGUCUGUUUCUGUUGUCAACCAACCAAACAAGUAUAAAACAGCCAAAGCUGUGUGGCUUAUAAUAAUAAAUACAGGUUAAGGUUGUAGUCAGAUUUCAGUCCUGGUUGACACCGAUCGCAGUGACAAAUAUAUCCUGUGACUGCUUCACAACAAAAGCUAGCCCACGUUGCUGCUUCACACUUUUAAUGUCAAGCAGCAAGUGUUGAAGAAUGUUUUGCUCGCAUUAGCAGUAACAAUUUUCUAUAUUGACAUUUUAAAAUGAGGGUUGGAGGUGACAACGUGUUCUCUUCCAAACUUUACUGCCACACAACCCUUAAGCCAGAGAUUUAUUUACUUUUCGCAAACACGUCCAUUAUCAAGUCAGCCAUCAUGCACACGCAAACGUGAAGUUAAAAGCAAGUAAAUCUCCGGCCUUAGCCGUGAUUGACGCAUAAGCAUCAUCAUUAAUGUCCUAAAACCUCCCAUUCACUCUAAAUCAUGAGGCUGCAGCUUUAAGAAAAGCUCAGAUUUAGUUGUAGAAAACGCGCGAGAGAAAGUCCAAAGCGGGGGAGAAAAAGAUGUUUUUUUAAAUUAAGCUGGCUUAGUGUGAACAUUUCAUGUCAGUAAUGUUCAGAUAUAAAACAUUGUGGUCAAGCUAACUGCUGUAUUGCAAAUGUUCAAACCCAGUCAAGACACUGAAACCGUUCUGGAUGAGCGUAACAACUUACAGAAUGAAUAAGAAUAAUGAUCAGACUCUCGAGCAGCAUUCACAUUUUAGGUGGAUAGCGCCCUCUAAUGACCCUUUAUCAUCUGUGUGGCUGCUCUGUGUUAAUCUUCAUUGUUUUAACACAACACAUAGAAAAUACAAAGUGACAGUUUGUAUGUUUGUGACACACAGGCCAGAAAUUACACCAGAGUUGUGAAUAUGUAUAGAAAAUAAGCAGAUUAUGUACAAAUCUUGCUUUCACUGAAGUGUUACUGUUGAUCGUAGCCAUUAUAAAGGAAAGUGAGUUCUAAUUUAGGCUUUGCACAAACCAGCUAGCUUGUUGCAUUCACCAUUGUCUUCCAUGUGCUUUUGCACCUUACAAGCUAAAGCGGAGGAAACCCUUUAUUUAAGCUAACUUUGGCUUAUAUAUAUUUUUUCAGGCAGUAUUUUCUCAUUUUUAUUUGUCUUCCUGCUCUCCUAGACAGUAGAAGGAGUUUUUUGUUUUGCUUCUACUUCAGCCUGUGCACUUUCCAGCAGAUCUGGGUCAGUUAUUAUCACUGAUUCUGUUUACAACAUACCUAUUCGGACUCAAAUUCCCCAGCCUUUAGCCUUUAUUGGGACAUUUUAACCAACAGUACCGGGGUUAAGAAUGACAAUCAUCACACUAAUCAAUCAGUCUAUUUAGGUAAUUGUCUGUUUACCCAUACCUCAGAAUAGCAGAUAAAUUGAGUCUAAAUUGAAGUGUCUGAAAACUUUAAUAGCCUUGUUUUCUCAGAGGUACAUGAACUGAACUCAUGUCAACACUUCUACCAGACUAAGAUGAUUAUACCAGCUCCAAUUCGAUCAGAACUGUGGUGCAUAAACAGUAUUUCUUGCCUUUAACACCCCCUACUCAUUUAGCCGAAAGUAUUUUAAAUACCAUGCAUUCCUUGCAUGAGCAAACGAACAGACCAGCGCUCAGGGAUCAGCCCCCGGUGACAACAUGCAUGACUUGUUUCCUAAUCAGUAGGAGCUGUUUGAUUGCAGGCCAGUAUGUGCAUUUCCUGUGUAGCAAGUUGUAGCAGAAACAGGCAGCUGAAAACAACAUUAUCCAUCAAUUCCUGCAUGUUAUGUAAGAAAAAUUAUAUUUGACCUCGUCAUGGGAAGGUGGCAAGUAAAAAGGGAAAACAAUCCUCCAACUGAAGAUAAAGUUCUCGUAUUAAAUAAAAAGUGUAAUAGAGCAAACAAGUAGUGACAGUUAAAUGACCCAAUAAUAAAUUCUUCAAUUCCUCUUUUUCUUUGAAGGCCCUAAAUCCACAGAGGUGAUUACUCCUCCUCUUGUCAGGACUGUGUGGGCUCGUUCAGGUCUGCUCAACCAGAAGUGAAAACUCAUGUGUGGGGGUUCAAAACCAGUAAAAGAAAUAUAUAUGAACAAAUAUUCAUCCCUCUUAGACAGAAAAUUAAAGUGAAUUCUGUGGAGCUUGCAGUCGGAAUAAAUAUAGACAUUUAUGUUUACAUUUAAUUAGUCAUUAACACAUUUAUGAAUAAAUAAAAAAGGCGUGUUAGAAGAGAACAAUUCAUGUGACUCACUUAAGUUUAAAGGUGACGUGUGGAGCCGUUUUCCACAUUUCCCCUGAAAACACAUUAUUUUUAACCUUGAGCUGCUCUGGCCUGGCCGAGGUGUUAUUUAUGGGUUCAGUUCAUUUGUAAAAGCAGUGACAUGUUUGAUGUAUUCACUGUUUUAAUACCUUUUCACUCCCUGAGAUUGAGCACCUGCCUUAGAGGCAGUAGCAGCCAGUGAUGGCACUUCUUUAAAUUGGUCCCAGUGUGGCGCGUCAGAUACAGUCAGCCAGUGGUUCGACCCACAUCUGCUCCUGAAGCUUCUCAUGCCGAGUGCAGUGGAGAUGAGCUCCGCCUCACCAGCUGACACAGUUGAGUCUUUGUAUUUUUAAGGACGCAGUUUCUAAUUGGCUAACGUUGGAAUGUAUGAUUGUAGGAUAUUCAGGGGAAAUGUGAUUGAUUAUGCAGUGUAGUGCUGUCUGUUCUACACCCUUUAGAGCAUUUAUGUGUUUACCAUAAACUGGUACAGAUUGCAGCUAUAACAGUUAAAAUUAGCUUUAUAGAGCCGAGACGUGUCGAGUUGAGGCACUGAUUUUAUUCGGCGGACGAUGCGAUGAGUUAACUUUGUUCGUAGUUAAGGUGAAUGAAUGAAAGGAAUGUAUCCAUGCUUGUGCCAAAUGCUCCAGUCAGGUUUAUGUCAGGUGAAUUCAGGUUUGUAGGAUCUGUGUUUGCAAAGAGAUUAAGCCAGAAAAGAUGUGAUGUCUUUGUCUGAAUAUAGUCCACUCUUAUGUUAGUGUAUUUAUUUAUUAGUCUUGUAAAUGAGCGUAAAAAAGUGUAUUUUGUUUUGAGAAAUUUCCAUUCACUUUACUAACCUGCAACUAACUAUUAUUUUUUUUAUGAUUGAUCUUCCGACUGUUUUCUCAAGUAAUGAAUUUGUCUAAAAAAAACAUCUUGAGCCCAGUAUGACACAUGACACCUUCCAACAGUCCAAAACCCAAAGAUAUGUAGUCUAUUUACAUAUAUUACGAAGAAAAAAGUAAAUUUGCACUAAUUGUUAAUUAAUUUACGGUCAUGACUGAUUGUUUAAGCUCUAAUAUCACCCCAACUCCAAACUGUUUUCAAGAUGCUUUUGCUUACAAAUCAUUUUACAUAUUUCUGAAUCAGCUGCAUUAUUUUUUAACUAAAUUUUCUGCCCAAGUAUAUAAAUAGAAGGUAAAAGAACCUCUGUAUAAUACUGAAACACUGUUUGAAAACAGCUGGAACAGGAUAGGUUUGGUUUUAACUAUAUAUAAAUGGUCACGUGUGGCAGUUUAGGAAAUAUAAGAAAUCUUUCCUUGGAGUAAAAAUGGACAAUAGUCUUCAGUAUCGUGUGAUUUGACUGGAAACAAGAGUUUUCAGCUUCCUUUGCAGAUUGGAAACCUGCAUUUCAUAAAUCGAUAUCUUAGCCUGUGAAACUAAACGAAAGCAUCAGUCACCUCCUCGGAGUUUGGAGGCUCCGUCUCUUUGAGAUCGACCCAGUAUGGAACUGGAUCAGACCAAAAUAGCCUCCUUUGGGAGUGUAACAUGCUCUCGUGACCCUUAACAGUCAAACACACAUACUACAGUAUAAUGAUCAGACAUACAGUAAAUAAGUCUCAGUAUUCUUAAAUGAGUUUGCAAUACUAAUGUCUGUAUUUAUUAGUGAUGGUCAGUAGAAACAUUUUGUGAAUAUUGACAUUUACACCUCAAGCACUUGAGCGCUGCUACACAAGACUUCCUGAAAAACAGUUGAAAAUAGAGUAAUUAUUAAUUAUUAGAUGCUCUUAUUGAAAAAGGAUGGUAUUUAUUUGCUUUCUUGCCAAAAGUUAGAUGAAAAAAAACUGGUGCCACUUUUAUGUCUGUGAGGUAAAUGUGUAGCUAAAGCCAGCAGCUGGUUAGCUUAGAAGUUGUCUGGCACAAAACCCCUGUAAAAAAAAAAACAUUUUAACACUUCAGUUUAUGUCCAGAUUAAACAAACAAGCUGAAAUGUGUUAACUGGUGAGCGGUACAUGUGCUGAAAGGCAGGUUUUAUUAUUAAGAGAGAAGUUCCCUGUUUAGGCGGCUGUUGUACAGACGUGAGAGUGGCAUCAAUCAAGAAAGUGUCCCAAAUUCCUCCUUUAAGUUAUUAUUCACUACUUAUGUCAGUUUAGAACUACCUCUGUGAGACAGAAUUAAGUUAUAUGUUGAACUUAGAGUUUAUUUAAUAUAUAUAUAUAUAUAUAUAUAUUUAUUAAAAAAUACAGCUAAUGUGAUUAUAUGAUCAAUGAGCAGCAGGGAUGUGAGGGAACAGAAAUUAUUUUAUGUACAAUGAUUAAAAUAUAUGAAAAUCUGAAAAAUAAAAAGUUCCAGUGAAAUAAUAUUUUCAAUUACUAAUGCACUUAAUCAUAAAUUCCCCAUACUUAUAUGUGUAAUUACAGUAAAGUGCUUCCUAAAAAUAUGAAUUAAGAAAUCAUUAUAUCAUUGACCUUUAAAGAGAAACAUCUGAAUCUCUUUUUCUUUCUUUCCUUUGUUUUUGUUAUUCUGAGAAUCGAGGCAUAUCAGAGAAUAUAUUUAUAUUGUACAUAAAUUGUAUUUAAAAUGCUUGUAUUGCCUAAAUGCUAACGUUUGCUAUUGUCUUACGUUAUUCCAAAGCAGAGUAUAAAAAGUAAUCUAUACAAUGUGAUUUAUUAUGCUUGUGCCAUAACUGUCAUGCUGUCGUCACUUUACAUCAUAGCUCAAUAUGUCCAUGUGAUAUUGUUGUAAUAUGCAGAUUUAUAUGUUUUUGUUUAUCCUGACUGUUAAUUGUUUUACUUUAAUCUCUUCUCGUGCUAAAACUGUUGACAUAAUAACUACUGGCAGGUACUUUUAACCCUCUGAGCCCUCCUGUUAACAAUAGAUAUGAUAUUAUGUGAACAGGUUAUUUGUUAAUGGUCACAUUUAACAUGUUAAUUGAGAAUAAUUGUGUCACUGGGAUCAUAAUUACCUCCUGCAAAGUGUUAUUGUGUUAAAGGAAAGUUCUGGAGAGACGGUUAUCUUUAGUGCUGACAAUGCAGUGGAUUUUUUGGGUCAAUAUUCAAUUUUUAGUUAAAAUUUUAAAGUUUUAGAUUCAUUUGUUGUACAGAAAGUGUAUAGGAAAGGUUAUUUAUAAUAAUAAUAUUUUUUAGUAUUUCAUUCUAAAAUCUGACAAAGAUCUGGACUCAUAUUGGCUUAGUGCUUCUUGGUGUUACAGUAACACCUCCUCAGACAGAUCCCAGGUCAGCAAACAACAGAGAAUCUGUGACGUUGAACUGUCUUUGUUUCUCUUCCACAUUUGGCAAUCAGUGCUUUUCCUCAGCAGCAGUUAAAUAUCCAAGAGCUUUAGUCUUGCUGCGCCCCAUGUUGCUCUAAAUGUACCACAAGCCCAAGAAAACCUCCAGUCAGUGUGUCCCUGAACGCAACACUCCUGCUGUAAUAAACGUCUUCUGCACCCACCUGCAGAACAUAAAC